AAUGCAGCACCAGCGCUAUACAACACUAGAAAAAAACUAAACGGGUAGCUGAAAAUUAUAAUCACAGGACACAAUUUUGUAAGUGAAUUAAACCCCCUAGACACCGCUAAGUACCACAAGAGUUUAGAUCAAAGUGUGCCACACACUCUGGACAAACUAAUUUUGGCCACAUUUGACAUCGCUCGCUAGGAACAAGGCGCCAAAAACGAAGCAAAAAAGUGCCUCGCUGGGCACGCAUUUUGUCGUAGAAAAAAAUCGCCAGGCAGCUGAAGUCGCCAACGACGGCAGCGACGCCGGCAGAGGGCUGCAGGCAGCGGGCACUCAAAAAUCCUGCCAGAGCGAAACUGAAAUAGAAAUUUCUUUGGGAAUUUGGAUAUUGCCCGCUGAACGAGGGGAGGGGGACACUCUCGCAUCAGCUGUGGCCAAAGUGGAGCCAGCGAGAACAAAGUGUGUGCAAAAAUAUAGAGAAAAACAAAAAACGAAAAAAAAGCGAAUAAGAACCGACGAAAAAGCAAAUUGUCGAGCGAUCGGUAGCGCAACGAAACCCAAACGAAACCCUCGCCCCAGGCCGCUGGUCCCAGAAAUACCCACAAGUCGAAAAUAAAACAUUUGCCGCUCUAUUAUAUGUAUCUUUAGACUUGUAUUUCGAAGAGUGCAACGGAAUGGAAACGGAGACGAAAGCCAGCAGCGAGGAGCAGGCCAAGACGGCGACGCCCGUGGCCAUGGACACCCUAGAUCCGCCGCCGCCAAGCAGCUCGAAGACCCUUAAACGCUGCCUCAGUGUGCCAAUCAUCCGAACGCCCUCAGGGCGACCCUCGCCACACGCACCCAUGACCACACGCGCAGCCGCAGCUGCUGCCGCCGCGGCCAAGGAGCACGAGCAGACGCCAAAGAAGAACCCACCGCAGCACCAGCAGAUGGAGCACUACUCCUCCAAAUGCAACUCGACCAUCGAUUACUUUGGCAAGAGCAUGCACAUCCGAUCGCAGCCCAAUUCCCGCGAGGUCUCGCCGGCGCCGGUGUUCAAUAUAUUUGCACCACGUGCCCGACGCUACUCGGCCAGCUACAGUCCGAUGUCCACCGCCAACGGAGGGACCAACGGGGCCGCGCUGUGUCUGACGCCUCGCGUCUCCCAGCUGCGGCAGGAGGAGUGCGCCGAUCUGAACAGCCGCGAGGUAAACCACGAGCGGGAGGUGCAUCGCGAGAUACAGAUCUCCCAGAGCUGGGAGGACCUUACGCUGGUGGCCGAGAACUGGUCGUGCAAGUCCGACGAGCUCUCCAAUCCGCUGCAGGUCACACUGCCAUCGACAGGCAGCACCAGCUGCUCCAGUCCCAGUCCCACCAGCAAUCGGGCGGGCAUGCGACUGCCCUACUCGCCAUCGCCCACGCGGCGCACCUUUGCCACCAGGCGCUCCAUGUCGCCGAUUGCCAUGCGCCCUUCCCAGCUGGGGCCGGUGAAGCGCAAGUUCGAGCUGGACGACAAUCCCGGGGGCAGCAACUGGAGUGUCUACUCGCCGUCGCCCAUGAAAAAGAUGUUUACAGAGAGUCGCGGCUCUUCGCCCGUGUGCCAAUCCCCCUCCUCUGUGUGUCCCAGCCCCGACUCGGGCACCUACGAUGGACGCAUCACCCCUAAGCUGUUCAUCUCCAAGCUGUGCACAAAUAAUGCCGUUGGAGCCGGUGGCCAGAACAACAACAGCAGCAGCUCUGACUGUCCCUCUCCCAGUUCCGCUUCGCCCGGAGCUGGUGGUAGCAGUGGGCCUGGUAUGGAUGCUGGCUCCUCAUCGGAGCCCAUGUGUCUGGCUCUUUCUGGGAGCAGUCAGAGCCAGAGCAUCGAUGAAGGCAUCUCCAUACCGGAGAGCGAGCCCAAUUCUUGCCGCAGUCGCACCUCCUCCAUACUCUCCACGGCGUCAUCGAGCACCCAAGUGCUGGUCAACGAUCUGGCCGACGAUGCCACCCUAAUGGACGAUGCCAAGAGCGAGACCUCAUCGAUCGGGGGCUGUUCCACGAUCAGCAUAGAGUCCUCCUCAUGCGACAGCGGGGCCAAGACGGCGGCCACCUUUCUCAAUCGUCUGGUGGUGGACGACGGUAACUCGCCGCUGGCCCAAAAGAGCUUCUACAUUAACAAACAGGGCCUCUCGGGGGCCAAAAAGUACAUUGUUAACCAUCACGAGGGUGGUGGUGGUCCCAGCAAGGAUGUGCAGCAAAAGCUUUAAGCAAUCGAGUGGCUGAUUGUAUUGUCCCACAUGUACAUUAAGAUUAUAAAUAAUUUAUAUACUAACGCACUCCCCAAGAUGUCCCCAAGCCCGCUAAGGAUUGAAACCAUUGAUCCCACAUUAUUUAAUAGCUUUAUUGUACAUAGUUAAGUUGUUUGUGUCGUCACAUCGCCUUCGAUUAGAAGCAUAUCAUCAUGUCCCCUCCCCAAGCAAUCCAAUUCCCCACACGCAAUCCCACAUUCUCCUAGAAAACAUUGGUUUUAAUAUGUUUAGCCUAAGGUUUAGGCAUAGGCAAAAGAGUUAUUAACUUAACAUAAUCCUCUAUAUGUUACUAUAUGUUUUCUUCUACCAAUUUACAAAUUUUUUUUGUAUAUUUAUAUAUAUUCCAUAUAGUUAUGGAAGUUUAGUUGUUAGUUAGUAGUCCUCAAUCCCUUAGAUGAUAGCUACCAAGAACCCAAUUUUGCCAAAUAUUUUUCCUUUAUGUAAUCGAAAAUUAUACGUACAUCCAUAUUAUGUGAUCCAAUUAAGUGCGGGGCUACAAACAUACAAAAAUCCCCGCCAUAAACUGAUCGAUUUAUACAAUUACUAUAGUUUUACGAUUCGUUUGUAUUUAUCGUAAGCGAAUUUACGUAGUUUCAGGAAAUGUUAUAUCUAGAAAGGAACCACAGAUGGAAAGAAAUGCAUAUUAAACAUUGUUCAAUAGUAUUCGA
Molecule: messenger RNA, 2923 nt
Organism: Drosophila miranda
Lineage: Eukaryota; Metazoa; Arthropoda; Insecta; Diptera; Drosophilidae
Product: flocculation protein FLO11
Exons: 2
Coding region: 663-2213 (516 amino acids)
Molecular function (GO): protein serine/threonine phosphatase inhibitor activity
Source: RefSeq, a predicted model, not a curated record